GCCCCAGUGUUGCGGUGCGUUGUGGUGCUGCGGGCGGUCAUGCCACCUGCACUCUCCACAACAAGCUUCUAACUAGAUCCUGUGUGACAUUCCUUCCCUGUAGGGCAUGUCUCGUUUUCUUGGUCACUUUUUCUCAUCCCGCGCCUCUGCAAUUUAAAGCUUAAGUCAAAUUAUUAUUUGUAAUAGUUUAUAUUUAUCUAACAUUGACCACCUAUCCUGUUGCUGUUUUAACUCUAACUUCGUACGUGGCGAACCAGCCUCUGGAGAGGCGAAUAGAGUUAUUUAGGUUUUUGUUCUGUUGACUUUGGGAAAUGUCUAAACCUCUAGGUCACAUCAAGAGACCCAUGAACGCGUUCAUGGUGUGGUCCAGGGGCCAGAGGCGGAAGAUGGCCCUGGAGAACCCCAAGAUGCACAACUCGGAGAUCAGCAAGCGGCUGGGCGCCGAGUGGAAGCUGCUCUCCGACCCCACCAAGCGGCCGUUCAUCGACGAGGCCAAGCGGCUGCGCGCCCAGCACUUGCAGGAGCACCCGGACUACAAGUACCGUCCCCGGAGGAAACCCAAGAGCCUGCUGAGGAGAGACCGCUUCGUGUUUCCCCUGCCUUUCCUUGGGGACACCGCGGAGCAUUUGAAAGGAUUUCCAGCGGACACUUCUUUCCUCAGCGCAGAUAAAGCCCGGGCUCUGCUGUCCCCCGCCGCCCCGUCCUUCUCCUUCCUGGACCCCAUCUCAGCGCACUUCAGCACCGGAGCUGUCCAGCGGCUCAACGACCUGCCACACACUCUGCCGCUCGGGUGCCUACCCUACGCGAACACUUUUGGAUACCACCAGACCGGACCGAUGGGGAGUUUGAGUUGCCCGGGGCAGCACAGCCACACGCACCUGUCCCCGAGCAGUCCAGGGUACAGUCCCGGGUAUGUGGUUCCGUGCGGCUGCAGCAGCGCGUGGUCAACCGCCGCCGGGCUGCAGCCGCAGGUCGCCUAUAUCCUGUUCCCCGGAGGACUGCAUGCCAAGAAGGGGCUGCUGGACCCCUACACCUCCGCAGGGUCAGGCCUGGGACGCAGUGCACCAGGGGACGUAAUGCACACAUGAACCAACGACAUACACGAGGGUAACCACUGUAAUGCAUUAAGACACUUGGCAGUCUAUUUAAUGUUGUAUGUGUGUCCUUUGGUGUUGCUUUAGAGAAACUCUUUGAGAGGAACAGUUGAAAAUAUGAUAUAUAAUUUGAAUACAGGAUUGCACAAGAUGAUGAUUCCCCGUCGGUUUUGUUGCCUUGUUGCCAUUUUAAGUUUCAAAUAGUUUGUCAAAAUCGUUUCACUUUAUAACCAACCUGCAAAUAUCUUGGUUUGAGAAAGAAAACAUCAGUUAAUGAAGGUCUGUUUUGAAAAUGUUUUUCUCUCCCUCCAAAACAUGCAUUGUGAUUUUAUUAAAGUAUUGAAAAAUCC
This is a messenger RNA of Gadus morhua (Atlantic cod), 1444 nucleotides long. Its product is annotated as transcription factor Sox-14. Lineage: Eukaryota; Metazoa; Chordata; Actinopteri; Gadiformes; Gadidae. Gene Ontology annotation, molecular function: DNA-binding transcription activator activity, RNA polymerase II-specific; RNA polymerase II cis-regulatory region sequence-specific DNA binding. Gene Ontology annotation, cellular component: nucleus. Gene Ontology annotation, biological process: positive regulation of transcription by RNA polymerase II; brain development; neuron differentiation. The transcript has a single exon. The coding region runs from base 312 to 1088 and encodes 258 amino acids. The record is from RefSeq and is a predicted model, not a curated record.